Messenger RNA from Coccinella septempunctata (seven-spotted ladybird), 617 nucleotides. RefSeq lists its product as uncharacterized. Gene Ontology annotation, molecular function: odorant binding; olfactory receptor activity. Gene Ontology annotation, biological process: detection of chemical stimulus involved in sensory perception of smell; sensory perception of smell. NCBI's taxonomy places the organism in Eukaryota, Metazoa, Arthropoda, Insecta, Coleoptera, Coccinellidae. The record is from RefSeq and is a predicted model, not a curated record. Gene Ontology annotation, cellular component: plasma membrane. Bases 110 to 493 code for a protein of 127 amino acids. The transcript has 5 exons.
CCGAAAUGUCAUGUCUGUAAAGUGAGUAAAAACAAGCAGAUGCAAGCAGCAAAUUGAAAAUGUUGAAAUAAGAUCGACAACUUGAACACCAAGCAACUUAGUCCACGAGAUGAAUGAUUGUGUAGGAUACAUAUUCGCUCCAACACAUAAUGCAAACAAUAACGUAAUGAUUGGUCUUUUAGGGUAUCUAUCUAUUAAGUUGGCAAGUGUACCGAGUUUUCUUCAGUUAACUAUAUGGAUAUUUGUGCAGUGGAUUUCAUGUUAUUCUGGGCAAAAACUAGAGAACGCUAGCUCAUCUUUACGAGACGAGGUUUACGAGUUACCUUGGUAUGAUAUGGAUCCAUCUUUGGCACGUAUAUACAAAAUAUUCUGUUCUUGUGUGGCUUCUACAUUUCACAUGAAAAUACAACCAAUAAUGUACAUGAAUAUGAAUAGUUUCUCUUCGAUUUUGAAAGGUGCAUAUUCCUUCCUUAUGUACCUAUUGAAGAUGUGAGGACAAAACGUAAGAUAAUUAGAUUUGAUGCACUUGAACAGAAUUGUUGGCAUGAUGGACACCGAUGAACCAAUAUUAGCAAUAGCGAAAAUUGUCAAAUAUUGUUCAAGCACUCUGAAGUCUG